Molecule: messenger RNA, 3749 nt
Organism: Lemur catta (Ring-tailed lemur)
Lineage: Eukaryota; Metazoa; Chordata; Mammalia; Primates; Lemuridae
Gene: EYA1
Product: EYA transcriptional coactivator and phosphatase 1
Exons: 17
Coding region: 49-1827 (592 amino acids)
Biological process (GO): negative regulation of extrinsic apoptotic signaling pathway in absence of ligand; multicellular organism development; positive regulation of DNA repair
Cellular component (GO): nucleus
Molecular function (GO): protein tyrosine phosphatase activity
Source: RefSeq, a predicted model, not a curated record
ACAUCUCAAGCCAGUUCAGAUGUUGCUGUUUCCUCAAGUUGCAGGUCUAUGGAAAUGCAGGAUCUAACCAGCCCGCAUAGCCGUCUGAGUGGUAGUAGUGAAUCCCCCAGUGGCCCCAAACUCGAUAAUUCUCAUAUAAAUAGUAAUUCCAUGACUCCCAAUGGCACCGAAGUUAAAACAGAGCCAAUGAGCAGCAGUGAAACAGCUUCAACAACAGCAGACGGGUCUUUAGACAAUUUCUCAGGUUCAGCAAUUGGGAGCAGUAGUUUCAGCCCAAGACCAACUCAUCAGUUCUCUCCACCACAGAUUUAUCCUUCCAACAGACCAUACCCACAUAUUCUCCCUACUCCUUCCUCACAAACUAUGGCUGCAUAUGGGCAAACACAGUUUACCACAGGAAUGCAACAAGCUACAGCCUACGCCACAUACCCACAGCCGGGACAGCCGUAUGGAAUUUCCUCCUAUGGUGCAUUGUGGGCAGGCAUCAAGACCGAAGGUGGAUUGUCACAGUCUCAGUCACCUGGACAGACAGGAUUUCUCAGCUAUGGCACAAGCUUUGGCACCCCUCAACCUGGACAGGCACCAUACAGCUACCAGAUGCAAGGUAGCAGUUUUACAACGUCAUCAGGAUUAUAUACAGGAAAUAAUUCACUCACAAAUUCCUCUGGAUUUAACAGUUCACAGCAGGACUAUCCGUCUUAUCCCGGAUUCAGCCAGGGUCAGUAUGCACAGUAUUAUAACAGCUCACCAUACCCAGCACAUUAUAUGGCCAGCAGCAACACCAGCCCAACGACACCAUCCACCAAUGCCACCUACCAGCUUCAAGAACCACCAUCUGGCAUCACCAGCCAAGCAGUUACAGAUCCCACAGCAGAGUAUGGUACAAUCCACAGCCCGUCAACACCCAUUAAAGAUACAGAUUCUGAUCGAUUACGUCGAGGUUCAGAUGGGAAAUCACGUGGACGGGGCCGAAGAAACAAUAAUCCUUCACCUCCCCCGGAUUCCGAUCUUGAGAGAGUGUUCAUCUGGGACUUGGACGAGACUAUCAUUGUUUUUCAUUCCUUGCUUACUGGAUCCUACGCCAACAGAUAUGGGAGGGAUCCACCCACUUCAGUUUCCCUUGGACUACGAAUGGAAGAAAUGAUUUUCAACUUGGCAGACACACAUUUAUUUUUUAAUGACUUAGAAGAAUGUGACCAAGUUCACAUAGACGAUGUUUCUUCAGAUGAUAAUGGACAAGACCUAAGCACAUAUAACUUUGGAACAGAUGGCUUUCCUGCUGCAGCAACCAGUGCUAAUUUAUGCUUGGCCACUGGCGUCCGGGGCGGUGUGGACUGGAUGAGAAAGUUGGCCUUCCGCUACCGACGGGUAAAAGAGAUCUACAACACCUACAAAAAUAAUGUUGGAGGUCUGCUUGGUCCGGCUAAGAGGGAAGCCUGGCUACAGUUGAGGGCCGAGAUUGAAGCCCUGACAGACUCCUGGUUGACACUGGCCCUGAAAGCACUCUCACUCAUUCACUCCCGGACGAACUGUGUGAAUAUCUUAGUAACAACUACUCAGCUUAUCCCAGCAUUGGCGAAAGUCCUGCUGUAUGGAUUAGGAAUUGUAUUUCCAAUAGAAAAUAUUUACAGUGCAACUAAAAUAGGAAAGGAAAGCUGUUUUGAAAGGAUAAUUCAAAGGUUUGGAAGAAAAGUGGUGUAUGUUGUCAUAGGAGAUGGUGUGGAAGAAGAACAAGGAGCAAAAAAGCACGCUAUGCCCUUCUGGAGGAUCUCCAGCCACUCGGACCUCAUGGCCCUACAUCACGCCUUGGAACUGGAGUACCUGUAACAGCGCAUGGCACUUUGAAACCGCACACCUGCUCUGUGACCAGGGACAAAUCCACCAAGCCUGCGUGUCUCGUCAGCGCUGGACUCCAGAACUUAGAGAUUUCAACAUACUGAUGCACAGCUGCUGCCGGUCUUGACCUCUGCCCUUGUGGGAAAUGGAGGACCACAUCUAUUUCUUCAGAACAGCUGUUGACUCCAGUACUGUGAAUCCAGUGAAAAUAAGCCAUGACAAUGUUCUAGCACAGUGUAAUGUGUCUUUGCCACAUUAACUACACGGUUCAAACCUGUGAAGAAAGGACCUGCAGACACUUCAGUUUUAGCAUUUUCAAUGUGACAUAAACAGCUUCUCCAAUACAGAAAACUUGAUUGCACAAAAAAGACUGAAAUGUGUUUCCUGAAUACCAGUGGAGGAAUUGUCUUAUAAAGAAGGUUUACUUUAUGGUGUCUCAUACCCAGGGUAAUCUGUACAUCUCUACUUAUUUAUGAACAGACUUUUUUAAAACAGCUUUAUUGAGGAAUAAUUCACAUACCAUACAGUUCACCCAAGCAGACUUUUUUGGCAUCAAAUAAUUGAAGAGACAAUAGCAGUAGAAAUAAGUGAUUAAAGUCCUUUGCCUCACAACGUGGCAAGUACGGUACUUUCAAUUUUAGCAUAUGGCAAAGUAGUUUAAAGUAUGUCUAAUUUAAACGUAUAAUAUGUACAUCACUGAGACAAUCAUGUACAGAAAGAAUUUUUGGUGUAAAUUUGUAAUAAUGGAUGAUUCUUUUACAUAUUGUUUAGGGAAAUGAUAUUGAAAGGUAGCAAUGCCUUGGUAGUGAAGCAUGAGGCAACACGUGCACAAACUCAUGUGCUGUGCCUUAUUCCGAGUAUUGGUAUAAAUAUGUAGAUCAUGGAUUUUUUUUUUUUAGAUAAUGUUGUCAAGACCAAAAGCAUGGAUGUCAAGUGUCAAUAAGGAUUCUGUUUUCUAAAUGAUUUUUCCCAUCUGUUCUUCUAAAUUUUUAAAAUGCUGUUAUGAGGGCCUUGAUAAAAUAAUACAGCAGUUUCGUAAAUAAUUUGAAAAAAAUAAAAAGUCUUCUUACCACCUCAUUAUUUCAUUUCAAUAAUGUAUUAUAUGUAACUACUUAGAAAAAAUUAUUGUUCAAAUGCUUCUUCCCACAGAAAGAAUAUAGAUGAUAGAUAUAUUUUAUUAAUAAAAUGGUUCAUGAAUUGGAGACUAGCAAAGUUUUCACAUGCUCAGAAUUAUUAUUAUGUCUGCAUUUUCUUACUUAAAUAAAGGAAUACUUUACCAUGUAUCUGGAAAUCAGCAAAACUUUGCAUUACUCCCUAUGUUCAUAUUCUGUCUUCCUCCCCCUCCCAGAGGAAAGUUCAUUGCCAGCAGUGAACAUGGCCUGGUCAUUAUCACCAUGGAAAUGAUGUUCCUCUCCACCUGCAUUGUGUAUUACAUGACAAGCAUAAAUCUGGGAAAUUAAAAUAUUACCUUUAUUGUACCAUAAGAAAGCUUCUCCAAAAUGAUCAGUUUGGGCACUAUUUUCUCACAUCUAAAGCUUACCAUUGUCAUGAAAUUACUCUUAGGAUGAAUUUUCUUAAUACUGGGGGAAAAUACACCAGGUAUGAUGCAAAGUAGCUGAAGAGCUACUCCAUCCUUCUCUGAGGUUUCAUGUUGCUGCUAGAAUUAGUAUUUGUGAAUUCUCCAAAUUGUUUAAAUUAAUAAUUGGGUUUCUUUUUUUUUUCCUUUUUUGCUUGAAACAAAGAGAAGUUAACAGUUUUUUAACCUUUUCAUUUUACGUUUUUGUACUCCGCAGACUGAAAAGACAGUUUAUCUUGGCCUUACUGUAUAAAGGUGUGUUGUGUCCACAAUCGUGUACAGAAUUUUUCUUCAUUAAUUUUGUGUUUAAGUUAAUAAAAUUGAUUUGUGAAGUACU